UAUUAAUAUUGUUUUUCUUUUUUUGAAAAAGAAAAACAAAUAAAAGACUGAAAAUUUGAAAAUUACCCGUUUGAGUCUCUCCAAGGAAACACAAGGGCAUAUCUUGCAAAUCCUUUAACCAUUUCUGUUAGGGCUUCGGACAAAUUCAUGGCGGCUGCAAAUCCUCAGCCUUUGCAAGCGCGUCCCUUCCAGGAACAUGUCCAAGUUCCCUCAAUGAUGGGGGAUGACGACGGUGAAUAUGAAGAUGGUGGCGGCGGCGGCGGCGGCGGCGGCGGCGAUGUUAUGGAUGAUGUCGAAGAAGCUCAUAUGACUUCAGUGAGCGUAGCGAAUCAUGGGGGGUUGGUCAUGGCGUCUAGAACUAGUGAACUUACGCUUUCUUUUGAGGGCGAGGUUUAUGUGUUCCCCGCAGUUACUCCCGAAAAGGUACAAGCUGUGCUCUUACUUCUUGGAGGGCGUGAUGUGCCAGCAGGUGUACCUACAAUGGAAGUACCAUAUGAUCAUAAUAACAGGGGUAUGGUUGACACCCCAAAGCGCUCCAACUUAUCACGGAGAAUAGCCUCCCUGGUUAGGUUUCGUGAAAAACGGAAAGAGAGAUGUUUCGACAAGAAAAUUAGGUACACUGUACGGAAAGAGGUUGCACAGAGGAUGCACCGUAAAAAUGGCCAAUUUGCAUCCUUAAAAGAAAGUUCAGGUGCUUCAAGUUGGGAGUCAGCACAUAGUUGCCUCCAAGAUGGUACUCGUUCAGAAACUGUUUUGCGGAAAUGUCAACACUGUGGUGUUAGUGAGAACAAUACUCCUGCAAUGCGUCGUGGCCCUGCUGGACCAAGGACCUUAUGCAAUGCAUGUGGUUUGAUGUGGGCAAACAAGGGCACGUUGAGAGAUCUCAGCAAGGGAGGGAGAAAUGUGUCCCUGGAUCAUAUGGAACCUGAAACUCCAAUGGAUGUCAAGCCUGUAAUCAUGGAGGGAGAAUUUUCAGGCAUCCAGGAUGAACAUGGAACUCCAGAGGAUCCUAGUAAAACCAUGACUGAAGGCUCCAGUAAUCCUUCCAUUGACCUGGAUGAAGAAGUAACUCCGUUCAUUCACCAAGAUAUAAAUUACCAAAUCCCCGUUACGAAAAUCAGCCCUUUCACCCAGUUACUCAUGUCGACAAAUUGGUUCAUACCGGAUUGGUGCUCUGGUAUCUUGUUCUCUGUACUUUUGUCAACAAAGGACAUAAAUGAAACCACUGGAGACCUUACAAAUUCGUUGCCCAUGCGAAUUGUCAAUCAUUCAUCAAACGAUGAUGAGCAGGAACCUCUUGUUGAACUUGCUAAUCCUUCGGAUACCGAUAUAGACAUCCCCACUAACUUUGAUUAGAAAGGUAAUCGUUUGCUUAGGCAAUGGGUCUCGGAGAUUUCAAAUAAUACUUCGGCUGUUAAUAAUUUCUUGUGCCCGCAUAAAUCCUAGAUGUCAAAACAAUUACUAUCAACAAUGGAGUGGCAGUUAGGACUUGUAUAAUUACAAAAAAUGUCCAUGACAUAAGAUUCAAGUGUGCACAGUGGUCAUCUUUUACCGGGACGUCGCAUGCUGGUCUCAGCUGACGUUAGAACUUCUAACGAUGUUGAUAUUGCAGCUCAAAACUGUUUGUAUUCACUGUCGAGUCAAGUUGUUAGGGGAUACAGGUUGAGUUCUUCCAUCAGUGUAUGAUCUGAGUGAUUCAUUUGGUAGGGUUACUCUUGAUUCAAUUUUAUUGGAAGGUCUGCUUCCAUAAUUUAUCUGUCAUAAUGAUGAAGGGAUCAAAUGCUUGUGGUGUUUGUAUCUUAAGAUAGACCUUUUGUUUUGCUUCUAAUUGACAGUAUUAUAUACAAUGACCUGAGCAGUUGCUAAUAGAAUAAAUUUGCACAUUACGAAUUGUAAUUUUA
Cucumis melo (muskmelon) is the source of this 1901-nucleotide messenger RNA. RefSeq names its product GATA transcription factor 24-like. Gene Ontology annotation, biological process: regulation of DNA-templated transcription. The transcript has 12 exons. Gene Ontology annotation, molecular function: sequence-specific DNA binding; zinc ion binding; protein binding. The record is from RefSeq and is a predicted model, not a curated record. NCBI's taxonomy places the organism in Eukaryota, Viridiplantae, Streptophyta, Magnoliopsida, Cucurbitales, Cucurbitaceae. Bases 148 to 1356 code for a protein of 402 amino acids.